GUUACAACAAUGGACACACAACAAUUAAAUAGCACCGUUUUAAUUGCAAUGUGUGUAGUAUAUAUGGAUGUUGUGAAUUUGAAUUAAUGAAAUUUUGUCCAAAUGACAAGUAGACUCAAUGUUCUCUGCAAGUGUCAAAUGUGAUAGAUAAACAAAUCAUAAUAAUGAAAUUUUAGAGAACAAUCGGAAAAUUUCAAAACAAUGGCAUUUUUAGAGUGGAGAAAAUUCAAUUUCUUCGACAUAAAAAGGGGCGUAGACGAUGGCAAAAUCGCCGAUCUAUUCAAAGAAAGUAGACUUACAGGCACAUCAAGUGGUAACAAUCAUUUGGUACUGGGUGAUUCCCUGGGCCAAAUUCACCUUGUAUCGAGAUCUUGGCAUGUAAUAUCUUUCAGAGGGUAUGAAAUAUCCGUCGAUUUGAUACAGCAGAUGCGUAAUUCUCCUCUUUUGGUUACUAUUGGCCAAGAUGAACCUGGGGUGAAUCCUCUUAUAAAAGUGUGGGAUACAAGUAGAUUGGAUAAAAAUGGCACUCCGUACUGUUCUAGGAUAACCAGAGCAAUUCCUGGACAAAGACCAGUUCCGGCAAGUGCUUUGUGUGUGCAUGAUAGUUUACAGUUAAUGGCUGUAGGCUUUGUUGAUGGUUCUUUAGUUUUAUACAGGGGUGAUGUAACAAGGGAAAAAAGAAGCAAGGAGAAACUAUUAAGAGAUGCCAGUUCCAUGGUUACAGGUCUGGCAUUUAAAUCUACUGCCGCCAAUGUCUUUCUAUUUGUAGCUACUGAUUGUUCUGUUAUUGGAUAUAAUAUUACUCACAAGGAUAAAGAACAAAAAUUGCAUUUGGACAAUAUUGGCUGUGCCAAAAAUUGCAGUAUUCUAGCAGAGUCUAUGCAAGAGAGUCAUUUUAUGGUGGGGAGAAAUGAUGCCGUUUAUUGUUAUACAUCUGACGGUCGCGGUCCUUGCUAUGCUGUGGAUGGGGAAAAAGUAAUGCUGGAAUGGUUUCGCAGCUACCUAAUUAUAAUAUCAAAAACUAACAGACCGACAGCCCUUCAAACGUUAACGAAUGAGCCAAUUACAAACGCAAAUCAGGAAGAUUUGAUCACAAUUCUUGAUAUCCACAACAAGUUCAUAGUGUUUUUCGCGAUGGUGCCGAGGGUACAAGCGAUUUUGAGCGAAUGGGGCGGACUUUACAUCCUCGACGAAGAGAAUAAACUGUAUCACUUAGAUGAGAAAGAUUUACAAUCGAAACUGUCGUUGUUGUUCAAGAAAAACUUAUACGACGUGUCGAUUAGGAUAGCCAAAAGUCAGCAGUAUGAUACUGAUGGUUUGGUGGAUAUUUUCAAGCAGUACGGCGAUCAUUUAUGCGAAAAAAGCGAUUAUGCCGGAGCCAUUGAACAGUAUAUUAAAACUAUAGGUAAACUGGAGCCCAGCUACGUGAUUAGAAAAUUCUUGGACUCGCAGCACAUCGAAAAACUGACAACAUACCUCCAAGCUUUGCAUAAACAAGGACACGCGACUGAAGAUCACACUACUUUAUUGUUGAAUUGUUAUACGAAAUUAAAUAACACAGUAGGGCAAAGCGAUAGUUUAAAGGACUUUAUUUUAAUGAAAGAAGGCGAUUUAAACUACGAUGUGGACGUCGCCAUCAAAGUUUGCAGAUAUGGAAGUCCUGCUGAAGCUCUAAUGUUGGCAAAAAAGCACGAAAAACACGACUGGUACAUAAAACUGCAGAUAGAAGACCAUCAGAAAUACAGCGAAGUGCUCGACUACAUGUCGAUUCUGAAUUUCGAAGACGCCGAACACUACAUGAAAAAAUACGGCAAGAUUCUGGUAGAAAACGUGCCCCAGGAAAGCACACAAUUCCUGAAACGUUUAUGUACCAAUUACAAGCCGGACAUUUCACCGGUGAUCAGUGAGAAUUUGCUGCAGGGAAAUUACGACCUCGCUCAGAAAGCCGAUCCGGAACAUUUUAUCCACCUGUUUCUGAACAAUUCGGAGAGACUUGUCGAGUUUCUAGAGUAUCUCAUACAUGAGGGAGUGAUUUUGAGUACACCCGUAUACAACACGUUGUUAGAGCAUUAUUUGCACGUUUGGUCGAAUUUGGAGAACGUGGCAGACAAGAACAAGUGCGCGCAGAAAACGCUCAAGUUCCUCCAAAAUCCCGACGUCAAGUACGAUAAGUCGCAGGCUUUGGUUGUGUGUCACAUGCACAAUUUCAGCGAUGGUAUUUUGUAUCUUUAUGAGGAACAGAAAUUAUAUCAACAGAUUUUAGGUCAUCAUAUUGCAAAGAACGAUUCAAAUUCUGUUUUGACACGUUGUCGACGGUUUGGACAUCAAGAGCCGACGUUAUGGGUACAAGCUUUGUGGUCUUGCGUUAGAGAUUCGAAACAGCCUCCAACUGAUCUUCUCAAUGAGAUUUUGACUGUAAUAGCAAAAGACAAACUGUGCAGCCCACAGCUAGUAGUAGAUGCUGUAGCAACAGGAAACGCUCAAGUAACUCUAGGCCACAUAAGGUCUUACAUCACAAACGAACUACAACAAGAAAUUAAACGCACAAAAGAAAUUUCAGAGUUGACUACAAAAUACCAAAAAGAUACAGACAAGCUCAAGGAACAACUGGAAACGCUUAGAAGCGGAGUCACUGUUAUACAAGGCUCUAGAUGUGGAGCUUGUCACCAUCCAUUAGAAUUGCCAACAAUUCACUUUUUGUGUGAACACAGUUUCCAUCAACAUUGUUUUCAAUCCUUCUCGGAUGAAGAAAAUGAAUGUCCUACAUGUCAACCAGAAAAUAAAAACUUGUUGGAACUUUUGAAGGCCCGCGAAUAUAACAAAGAUUUACAUGAAACAUUUCACUCGCAGCUCGAAAAGGCUCAUGACGGUUUCAGUGUUGCUGCUGAGUAUUUCGGACGCGGCGUCUUUAACGAAUAUAAAUUGAUUACUGAUGAAUUGAUGGAAAAAAAUGUAAGGCUUCCCGAGAAACCGAUACAUAAACACGAGACUGAACAAAGAAAUGAAAUUAGGAGUUAUCCUAAUGAUGUGAAAAAUUAUGGUCCCGGUGCGGAGGCUAGAAUGAGACUUUCUGAAAAUAAAUCUGUUAAAAUCGCCGUUCCUUCAGAAGGACGAAUGCGGUUACAAGAGAAUACGUAUAGUUCGUCUUUGGAGGCUAACAUGACCAAAAUUGCAAUGCCCCAAGCGAAACCUGUGACUAAAACACCAUUUGAUGAUGAUUACGACGAUGAAUUAAACCCGUUUGCAAGUGAAGUCGAGGAGGAACUGGAUGAAACUAAUCCAUUUAGAGAAGAUUAUGAAUGUGAUAAAAAUUUGAACCCGUUCUUGUGAAUUUUUUUUUAUAUUUUUCAUAAUGAAUCUAGUUUAGUUAUAAAUGUAUGUAUUAUUUGAUGCUUUGUACAUAUUAUUUGCAUACUAAUAUAUUUAACCAAAAUUUUCCAACCAUAUUCUAUAGAUUUUGUUUUUUUAAUGUAAUUGAAAAUAAGUGUUUAUUUAGAAAUAAAAUUAUAAAUAUAAUAUAUAUAUAUAUAU
Aethina tumida (small hive beetle) is the source of this 3531-nucleotide messenger RNA. It is a transcript of the gene Vps11, whose product is annotated as vacuolar protein sorting-associated protein 11 homolog. The record is from RefSeq and is a predicted model, not a curated record. The coding region runs from base 202 to 3330 and encodes 1042 amino acids. Gene Ontology annotation, molecular function: protein-macromolecule adaptor activity; protein binding. The transcript has 12 exons. Gene Ontology annotation, cellular component: endosome; HOPS complex. Lineage: Eukaryota; Metazoa; Arthropoda; Insecta; Coleoptera; Nitidulidae. Gene Ontology annotation, biological process: endosome organization; vacuole organization; vesicle-mediated transport.